Messenger RNA from Trichobilharzia szidati, 4911 nucleotides. The record is from the annotation of a GenBank genome assembly. Lineage: Eukaryota; Metazoa; Platyhelminthes; Trematoda; Strigeidida; Schistosomatidae.
AUGAAGAAAAAAAUGAAAAUAAAUGACCCUGCAGAUUUCUCCCGGUUUAAACCUUUCGACCUAACUUGUCUUGGGAUGACGGGAAAUGAAAUCAAUCGACUUGUAAACCAGUUAAUAGAAGAUGGAUAUCCAGUAGGCAACCUGCUGUCAGACAGGCAUAUGGAUUGUGGUUAUUUAUCGUCUGAUAUAGACUCACAUAACGUUACUGAUUUUCACCGAUCCAAGUUAUUACGUAAACUGUUCGGGAAAAAACAAUCCUUAUUUACUAGUGCUCCAGUUUCCCCUGCACAUAGACCUGAAUAUCGAUCCAUUGAACGGUUGCCUAUCCAACGACCCCAACAACAAGUGCCUUAUCGUUCAACGAGUUUCACGGAUGAUCGAAAAUCCAAUCCAGUUCAAAAUACCAGUGACAGUACCCCUACCAAUCCAACUGCAUUUACAUGUCUUAUUCCUGAAAAAGAUAUCAAACUGCAUUCAAAAAUUGGGAUUGGUUCGUUUGGUAUAGUCCGACGUGGCGACUGGACCAUGCCAACUGGUGAAACUAUUCCUGUAGCUGUAAAAUUAUUACGAUCAGAAGCAAUGAAAAGUGAUAUAUUCACUGGAUUUUUAUAUGAAGUCCGUGCAAUGCAAUGUCUUUCACAUCCUAGCCUAAUUCGUCUUCAUGGGAUUGUGCUGUCUAAUCCAAUCAUGAUGGUUACUGAACUAGCACCUUUAGGCAGUUUAUUAUUACACCUAAGAGCUCAAUCAAUGUGUGCACGUAAUAAUUCUUGUCAAACAAAUUCACCAAACAAUUUACCCUAUGUACCACGUGCUCUUCAAAUUGAUUCAUUAUGGGAUAUGGGUAUACAAAUUAGUCGUGGUAUGGCGUAUCUUUCAUCGCAAGGUUUAGUUCAUCGUGAUUUAGCUGCUAGAAAUAUUUUACUUUCAUCAAUACAAAAAAAUGAAUAUCCUCAGAUUAAAAUUGCCGAUUUCGGUUUAGUUCGAUCAGUAGUUGAUUCUACGAAUAUAACUGAUAAAAAGUUGAAUAAAGAAAAUGAAUUCAAUGAACCAGUAUAUACGGGUAAUUUAGAACAGAAAAUUCCAUUUGCAUGGUCCGCUCCCGAAUCUUUGCGUAAACGUGUCUUUUCUGAAGCCAGUGAUGUUUGGAGUUUAGGUGUUACAUUUUGGGAAAUGUGGACUGGUGGUGCAGAUCCUUGGCCAGGUGUUAAUGCUGGACAAUUGUUAGAACUAUUAGAUUCAGGGCGUCGAUUAGUUUGGCCAAGAUAUACUUGUCCACGUCGAUUAUAUCAAUUAAUGUUAGCUUGCUGGCGAGCUGAACCAUAUCGUCGGCCAACAUUUUCUUAUCUUUCUGAAAGAUUAGAUCAAAUACGUCCAAUUACUGUUGUAGCAACUCAAAAUCUUGAUGAAGCUGAUCGGUUAGGCUUAGAAGCUGGUGAUACAGUGAUUGUUAUUGACGGGAAAUCUCAUAAAUUUUGGUGGUCUGGUCAAAAUAAACGAACUGGUGAAAUUGGCUUAUUUCCAAGGGGGAUUGUACAACGUGGGAAUAGUGACACUUUAACUAACGAAGAUAUAAGCCGACCAAUUCGUGAUUCUUUUCUGCAUGCUGAACACAUUCGUAAAAAUGGGACAGGAUGGAGUUCAUCCCAACCUGGUGUAUCUAAUGAAAUAUUUCAUCAUCAUAUGCAUGGUCUAAAUGCAUCUCCGUCUGUUCGAUCAGCACAUACUGAGGCGAAGUGUAAUCUAAGAAAAACUGAGAAAGUGUCAAACUCAGUAGAAUAUAAUCUACUACCACUAGAUGAUAAUGAUUGGCUGCCAGUACAAAAUUCUUCAUUAGCUGAUUUAGAAAAUGCAUCAAUAUCUCAUCAUACUACAGAUUCCUACUCAUUUUAUGGUUGUAUGCUUAAUAAUGCAGCAUCUGUACAUGCUCCAUGUUUAGAAACCUAUGAUGAUAAUGGUGGCGGCGGCGGUGAUGGUGAUGAGGAAGAAGAAGAAGAUGAACGUCGACGACUCGAUAGAUUGCCUGAUUCAACUGUUGGCCUGAAUGCUUAUAAUGUAGAAUUAAGAAAAUGUUCCAAUUCCAAGUUAUUGAAUAAUCAUAGAAAUUCAGUGGCUAAUUGUGAAGGCAAUUUCUACAAUUCAGAUACUUAUACCUACCAAUCAUUAACAAUGUUGCCGCCUCCUCCUGGACCAGAAGACAGUGAAACUGUAGUUACCGAAGAUAAAAGCAAUGAAGCAUUUACAGAUCUUAUUCAACUUACAAAGCCUAGAAAUUCAUCUCUACGUAUACCACCACCUAAUAGUGAGAAUAAUCAAACCAGACUUGAAUCGAAUUCAAAAAUUGAUCAAAAAACUGAAAACUCUCUACCGCCAUCGUCAUCAUUAUCAUCGAAUUCAGAGACAACCAUCCACUCAAAACAAUCAUUUUCAUUGGAUAAUUUAUUAGAUGAGAUCAAUUCUGUUGGUGAUAAUGAUGGUAAUAAAUGUCAACCAUCAGCUCCACCAUUGAUUGAUUUGUACAGUCGUGUACCAGAUCCACUUGUAUUUACGCCUAGAUAUCGUAUAACAGUACCAACUGCUCCAAUCUAUACACCAUCGGUAAUGAAACCUACUCAUCCUUAUUAUUCUGGUGUUUUUCCUCGUGCAACUGCCCCUGUAUAUUCAUCCAACCCUUUUUUAGUAAUGAACUCUAAUAUCUCAACACAAUUUGCAUGUUGUACUCAAGGACAAUAUUUUCCUAAUCCUUUCUAUCAUCAACAACAAGGUUAUGCACAGAAAUCAUAUGGUGGUACAACUGAUCCAUUCUCUUCUUCUUCUUCUUCUUCAACAAAAUUCAAUAUGAAUCAUUCAGUAACACAAAUGACCUCUGGAUCUAGUGGUGACAAUCCAUUUGACUUAAAUAAUUUAAAGUCUAAACCGCAUUCAUCAUCAACUGAUGAAAUCGGUACGGUAAAAAAGCAGAAUAACAAUGAUCCAUUGAAUAUUUUUGACUUUACAUUCGAUACAAUCAAUAAUAGUAAUAAUAAUCCUAAUAAAAAUGAUGUAGCUACAACAAGUUGUAAUGAUAAACAAUCGGUUGUAGUUUCAUGUGCGAAACCUACUGUCGGUAAUUCUAUGUUCUCAAGUAAACAACCAGUCCAUCCUCCAACUAGAUUAGAAAAUGAACUACUUGUUCGAUCAUGUUCUGGUACAAACUUCUCGUCUUCAUCAUCAUCAGUGCCGACAAUUCCAGAUCCAUGCUCCAUUGAUCUGUCGAGAACAAAAGCUCAGCCUGUCAAUUCAUCUGUUGGAAUGCCUGUCCAAAGUGAUACAAUUUCAGAUGUGCAACCACAAAUUCAAGAAAGUGAAAAUCACCCUAAACUCUCCAAUUCUGUAGACAUUUUCACUGAUGAAAUUUCCCUUGUCUGUUCUCAAGUACCCGGUUGUACUUCAUCUGAAGCUCAUUGGGCUUUAUUACAUGUAAUGAAUCCAUUUUCUCCUAUUAUACCCCAAUUAAUUGUACCCCCGAUUCCGCAUACUUCACCUAUCGAAACUUGGAGAACUAGAUUGGAUAGAACUAGUGCUUGGCGUGUACAAUUAGCUGUACGUCUACUAUCAGUCUGUCGUCUUUAUCAAUUAGGUUUAAUAAACUGGGAUUCAUGUUGUGAGAUAAUAAGCGCAUUCAAUUGGCAAUUAGAACCUGCAGCCGAUUGGAUUCUUGAUCAUAUGACACCUAGUUGUUUUAUUUAAUUAAUUAUUUAUUUAUUUGUCUCUUGAUUUUUGUGAUUGAUGAUUCACAUUGUAUGAUGAAUUGUUUCAUAUAUAUCUAGACAAUAACAUUAAUUUUAAUCUAUAUCAUACCCUUCUUAUAUAUAUACAACCAGAUUUUAUUCAUUCUUUUACAACUACCCCUUUUAUUCUGUUUUCAUUUGCUUGUACUUUAAAAACCAAAUAUUGUUGUAACAGAAAAUGUCCAAUUGCGAUUAGUUUCGUUAUAUAUUUCUCUUUAACUACUUAAAUACAAAAUAAGUAGUUUAUUCAAAUUUUGCUUCAGAAUAUUUUGUUCAUGAUGCAUUUUGUGUGUGUGUGAUAAAAUGUUCAAUUUUAUCACUAUGCCUAAUGCUUUUUUUCUCAUUUUGUCAAAUGACUAAUCCAUUUUGUUCAAACGGGAAAAGUAUUCAGGAGAAUUUUUAUGACUGCAUACUACAGGGUAGUAUGGAUUUGUUUGUUGUUUUCUUUCAGUGCCUCAGUUAAUUAUAUAAAUAUAGCAUAUUCUUUUUCCUUCUUGUUUGCUUUCUUUUUGACAGGUAAUUAUAAUGACUUUUAGCGUGAAUGCAGUUUUAGUCUCCUAUUCUAUUCUGUAGCAGUUACUUUCUACUUCCUUUUAUGAUCGGUUAAAGUUAUGUGUGGUGCUGAACUGCGAUCAGGUUCUGUUUUUGACUGUGACGUGUAAUAUUCGAAAAUUGACUCUUAUUCCUUUUGUUCUUCUUUUCAUUGCUUUCUAGUCUAAAUCCAAAUUUCGCUUGUACACAGUCACUUUUUCCGGCUGUUUAUAUUUCUGGGCAAGGGGUGUACUUUAGAUUUAGCUCUGUGUGUGUGGGUUUAUCUCCUGUAUCUCACCUUGGUAAUUGUUUUUGCACAUUAGUUUACAUAUUUGUCUUUUCACUUUCUGAUAAGCAUUUAAGUAAAAAUCUGUAGAGAUUGUUAUUCAUGAAUCAUUUUUGCAUUAAUUUGUGUUCUUUUAUCGCCUUUAUUUGUUUGCUUCUGAAUUUAUUUCUUUGUGGAUAUUUGCGAAAGCUUAAAAAGAAAAUUGUUCUUAGUUUGUAGGGUUUCUUUUUCCGUGUGUUCAUUCAUAAUAUGUUAUUGUUGUAUAUAGUAGAAUUGUUUAUAUUGUAUUCCUAUCUUUUUUUUUUGAAUUAAAUAAGCUUAUCGAAU